AUGGCAGAGGCUGAAGAGUUCGACCCGUGGAACGUCCCCGAGUUAAAGGACGACACCGUUCCUUGGUCUGUCAUGCUUAUUGAUAAGGACAUCAUUACCGAGAUCGCUAAGAACGAGGAAGGUGCUGACGAGCUCAGUCUUCUGAGGCGGUACUGCAAGACCGGUCCGUUUGUGUUGGUCAACACUACACAAGAGCAGGUGACGUUCUUCAGCAACGGCACUUACAAUUGGACGACCACAGAAAACGUCACGACCAGCGAGUGGAAACACCAAUGUCAGUACCUGUUUGCCCAAGUGAACCUGUGGAACGACACCAUCGUGGGGGUGAUCCUCCUGGUGCCGGCCCUGCUGAUCCUGUGCAUCUGUCUCGCCUGUAUCGUCAAACUUCUGCACAGCAUCCUGAAGGGACAACUUGCUAGAGUCAUCAAAAAGGCUGUGAACGCAGAGUUUCCAACCAAGGCCGGCAAAUGUCUAACAGGGUAUGUGGUGAUCCUCAUUGGCGCUGGUAUGACGUUCCUGGUGCAGAGUAGCUCCAUCUUCACCUCCGCCCUCACCCCUCUCAUCGCCAUCGGCGUGGUCAACCUCAAGCGGGCGUACCCUCUGACUCUCGGGGCCAACAUCGGCACCACCACCACCGCCAUCCUGGCCGCCCUGGCCUCUUCCGGAGACGGCCUGGUCAGGUCUCUUCAGCUGGCGCUGUGUCAUUUCUUCUUCAACGUGUCCGGGAUCAUCCUGUGGUACCCCAUACCGCAGCUCAGGAACGUUCCCAUCGGUUUGGCCAAGAUUCUCGACAACACCACAGCAAAGUACCGCUGGUUCGCCAUCGUCUACCUCCUUCUGAUGUUUUUCCUCUUACCAGCGGCAAUUUUCGGACUGUCAGUAGCCGGGUGGCAGGCACUUGUGGGAGUUGGUGCACCAGUUCUGUUCCUUUCUUUGGUUGUCAUAGUCGUCAACAUCAUGCAAACAAAACGUCCAAACUGGCUCCCUAAGAAACUCCGGACUUGGGACUUUCUCCCACUAGCCUUGCACUCACUUCAACCUUACGACAGACUUUUGACGGGCUGUUGUGAAAAGAAACACACACAAAAAGACAGUAGUUGUGAAAAGAUAGCAGUGGACAAUCCUGGCUUCGUUUUGGAAAGAGAGCUUGAAACGACGAAGCUGUGAAUUUCAUGUUGAUUGUAAACUAUUUGUAAAUAUGUAAGCAGUGUAUAUAGAGCAUUUGUAAAUGUACAUGGCAUUCCAUAACUUAUAUGUAUCAACGAAUUGUAUUAUACAUUAAACAG
Messenger RNA from Branchiostoma floridae (Florida lancelet), 1286 nucleotides. RefSeq names its product sodium-dependent phosphate transport protein 2B-like. Gene Ontology annotation, molecular function: sodium:phosphate symporter activity. The transcript has 6 exons. Gene Ontology annotation, cellular component: vesicle; brush border; apical plasma membrane. NCBI's taxonomy places the organism in Eukaryota, Metazoa, Chordata, Leptocardii, Amphioxiformes, Branchiostomatidae. The coding region runs from base 1 to 1167 and encodes 388 amino acids. The record is from RefSeq and is a predicted model, not a curated record. Gene Ontology annotation, biological process: sodium-dependent phosphate transport.